Colletotrichum higginsianum IMI 349063 is the source of this 399-nucleotide messenger RNA. RefSeq lists its product as uncharacterized. The transcript is spliced from 2 exons. Gene Ontology annotation, cellular component: mitochondrial outer membrane. Lineage: Eukaryota; Fungi; Ascomycota; Sordariomycetes; Glomerellales; Glomerellaceae. Gene Ontology annotation, molecular function: nascent polypeptide-associated complex binding. The coding region runs from base 1 to 399 and encodes 132 amino acids. The record is from RefSeq and is a predicted model, not a curated record.
AUGCCGAGCGUACAUACGGUCCCCAACGACUUCCUCGAGCAGGACGUUCAGACGGACACCCAGGCCGACCGCAUCGAGCGUGAGGAGGAGGAACACAAGGCUCGCGCCGAGGCUGACCUGGCCAAGAAGAAGGCCGCCGGCAAGGCCCGCAAGGCCGACUCGUGGCUGAAGCGCCAAUUCUCCUCCCUCAGCGACGGCAGCGCCUCGGCCCUUGUCGUCUCCAACCUCGUUGGCGUCGUCGGCCUCAGCGCCUUCCUCGGCUACAAGGCCUGGGGUCUGUACGAGCGUGGCCGCCUGUCGUGGCAGAGCGUCAGCCUCGGACUCGGCAUCUUGGGCGUUGUCGGUCUCGGUGAGGGCAUCUUUGGAAGCUAUCUCUACAAGACCAAGGGCAAGAAAUAA